UAAAACGCAUAAAUGAUUUCAUCUUAACGUUUAUUAGUUUAUAUGAAGUUUUCAGAAAAAUGAAGAUCAGUAAAGUUGUUUAUAAAUUGUUUGAAAAUACCUCAACAAUUGGCAUAUCAUAUAUAAGCAAAAGAUAUCUAACAGUGCCUUCAAUGAGAGAAGCCAUCACUAAAGCCGAAAUAUGUUUAGGUUAUUCAAUCAAAGAUCUUUGUAUUAAACAAAAUUUUAAUCAAAAAUUUACACCAAAAUUAUGUGAUACUUUAAUGGAUAAAUCUAGUAGUCAUCCAGUGUUAAUGGCAGACAAAAAACUGGAUCCUGAGAUUGAGGUUAACUACAAGAGUCGAGCUUUGCUUACACUAUUGCUGGCGAAAGUAGUAUCGACUCUACCGGAGCCCAAAACGACCCCUCAAUUCAAGUUUAACCUCAAUUUCGACAGUAAAUUUGGAGCUUCAUUAACAAAACAAUUACUUUUGGCAGAAACUAUUGAAUUAAUACAUGGCGGGUGUGUUUAUCAUACAACGGGUGUCGCAUCAAAUAACUCAGACAUUACUUCCGGUGCCGAUAAUAAACAAACUGUUGAAUUCUUAUUAAAAGUGCAACUAAAGGACAGUCGAGUAACGGAACUUAUGAGUAAAGCUCUUCGGGAUUAUAUAGAAGCAGAAUAUUUGUCGGUUAAGUUAAAAGAACAAAUAGCUGUCGCAGAUGUCAACAAUUUAUUAGAUAAUUGGGUUAACAUUACUUGUAUGAAAAAUGCAAGUCUUUUAGCUCAUGGAUGCCAAUCAAUGGUAUACUUAUCAACAAACUGUGAAGAUAUUAAAGAUACUGUCUAUAAGUUUGGAAAUAGUGUUGGAUUUGCUUGGAAUAUAUGCGAUGAGUUGGAUCUGUUCAACAAACUAACCACAACUCAAGAUAACUGUAUUACUAAUAUUGAUUUUAUAUACACUUUACCGAUGCUAUUAUACUUUAAAUCUAAUCCACAACUUUUAUCGUAUUUUAAUCAAUUUAAAGUAUAUGAAGUGCUGACUGAAGGCGAGAAAGUGGUGGGGUUUCCGAUGUCUUACUUUAAUGUCGAUAAUUUACUUCGAGAUCAGUUAGAUCUGAAGACAUUCACAUUAGAUAAAGUCAAUACUCGAUAUAUUGCCGAAAGUAAUCAUCCUAUUGUCGACAUUGCAAGAGAUAUGUUUGAUAAUCAUAACCACUUUGAAACAAACAUCAGAAAUAAUAAAAUGAAAAAUUAUAUUAUGGAUAACACAGGAAAUAUGCUAUUAUUACUGUUAGCUAAAGUAAGUCAAUGUUUGCCAUCAUUUAAUUCAUCGGAUAAAACAAUUAUUAAAAAACAAAACGAUUUCGUUGAAAUUUAUUCAAUGAUUAAUAAAGCAUUGUUUAUACAUCACGAGGCUGUCAUCAAUUUACCGGUCAAUACAACAUCAAAUACUCAUCAAAUAACUACAAACCCAGUCAUCAAACGUCUGAAUGACGCCAACAAGAUAUCUAUUUUAGGCGGUGAUUAUCUACUAUCCUAUGCUAUUGUAAAAUUGGCUAAUUUGGUCAAUAAUAACUCGGCAUUAAAACUGAUUAUGUGUGCCAUUGAUGACUAUUGUAUCUACCAUUUUAACAAUGAUAAAAAUGUUGAUCAAAUUGAUAUACCAUCAAAUAAAAUGACAAUAUUUGAUUGGGAAGAGAUGUCUGGAUAUUCACUAACAAAGAUGUUGGCCUAUUGUUCGCAAAUUAUGUUUUUAUUGGCCAAACAUUCAGAUAGAUAUCAAAAGUCAGGCUUUGAUGUCGGAUACUAUUCACAACUUGUCUGGAAUUUAAAAUAUGAAAUGGAUAUUUUUAUGGAUAAUACCGAUUAUAAUGAUGUCCCGAUAAAGUUAAUGUCAGCACCCGUUAUAUUUCAUAUGCAAAGUGAUCCUAAAUUUUAUGACUAUUUGUCACAAAUGAUUAAUAGUAAAGAUGAUAUUAAUAAUAAUUUAAUCAAACAAAUUAUAUUGAAAGGACCAGCCAUUGACAUAUGCAAUAGAUAUUUGGAUUUAUACACAAAUAAGGCAAUAAAAGCUUUGAAUGUGUUUCCUGAUUGUACUGCAAAAACCAUUAUUAGAAAUGCAAUUUUUGCUUAA
Oppia nitens is the source of this 2117-nucleotide messenger RNA. RefSeq lists its product as uncharacterized. Gene Ontology annotation, biological process: ubiquinone biosynthetic process; isoprenoid biosynthetic process. Lineage: Eukaryota; Metazoa; Arthropoda; Arachnida; Sarcoptiformes; Oppiidae. The transcript has 6 exons. The record is from RefSeq and is a predicted model, not a curated record. The coding region runs from base 60 to 2117 and encodes 685 amino acids. Gene Ontology annotation, molecular function: prenyltransferase activity. Gene Ontology annotation, cellular component: transferase complex; mitochondrion.